Molecule: messenger RNA, 876 nt
Organism: Symbiodinium necroappetens
Lineage: Eukaryota; Dinophyceae; Suessiales; Symbiodiniaceae
Source: the annotation of a GenBank genome assembly
AUGCCUUUUGGGCGCCACUGUCCUCUGCCACAGGCAGCCAAGCGAGAAGAUCUUCAAGACUUGAUUUCAGAGGUGGAGCGCGAGGUUCUUAUGGAACAACUCAAGGAAGCAGAAAGUCUAUGCAGCCAGCAGCAACUGAAGGAUGCCGAAGCAGCAUUCGAGGAUGCCCGGCAGCAUUUGCUUCAUCUGACGCUGCUGAGCGAGACCGCCAGGGUAACACCCUUGAUCCACAACGCCGAGUACAGGCUGGCAGACAUCCUGGAGCAAGAUCGCGUCUGUGCAGAGGAGCGGGAGCGGAUCAAGGCGGGUCUGGCGGAUGCUGAUGCAGAGCUCGCCAAAGUGUCAGAGGAAGUGAAGGAGAAAGGCAAGGACCUUGCCUUGCUGCGGAGAGACUUGGACGCCAUCCGCGAGGCGUGCUACGUGGGAGACACGCGACUGGAAGCUGCAGUGCAGCAGAUGCAGAAGCAGGGUGUGGAUGUGGAUGUGAGGUAUUAUCCGUUCAUGAUCGACCCUUCCACCAAGAAUUCUGGUGAGGACAAGGCAGACUAUUGCAGGCGUCGAGGAUGGGGUGGCGGCUGGAAACCUCCAGAUCUGAGGCAGUGGAAAUGGUGGCCCAACACCGAGAACGCCCAUCGCCUGUGUACGUACCUCGACGAGAUCCACGCGAAGAUGCCGGAACUGAGCGAAAAAGACAAGGUCGAAAGAAGCCACGCUUUGAUGCGGAAGUUUUAUGAGCUCACCUACGAUCGGGACUGCAACAUUUCGGUGCCCGAAGGGGCUGCCCAGGCCAUUGAGGAGCUCGGAUAUGGCACUGCAAAGGAUGCAGUGGCAUGGUUGAAUGGUGGUGGUGGACUACCAGAACUGCGGGCGAGCCGG